Messenger RNA from Phoenix dactylifera (date palm), 952 nucleotides. RefSeq lists its product as uncharacterized. NCBI's taxonomy places the organism in Eukaryota, Viridiplantae, Streptophyta, Magnoliopsida, Arecales, Arecaceae. The record is from RefSeq and is a predicted model, not a curated record.
AAAACCUCGAAAAAUCCGGCUCUCUCAUCUCCAAUCAUUACUUGCCGUCCCUCCCCUGUAUCUGUACGCUCACCGCCACCAUCGCGGUGACCGUAACUCCCUCUCCCUCCCCUGACCGCCUCCCGGCCGCCCGGGAGAAACGCUAGCUCGUCUCGCACUAAAAUUAGCAGCCAUGGCUUGUUAUCAGGUCGCCAGAACCGGCCUCUCGCCGGCCCUCGGUCUUCGGACCGGCUUCCCGCCCCGCCGCCUCGCCGGCCGCGGCGGCCUCCCCGUCCGAUGCCGCCUCCAGGAGAGCAACAGCGAUUCCAAUGGGGAGGAGCCGCCGGAGUCGCUGUUCAUGAAGGAGCUGAGGAGGAGAGGGAUUACACCGACGUCGUUGUUGGAGGAGAGAAAUAGGGGAUCUUCGUAUGAAUUCGGAGAGAAGGAGAUGAAGGUGAAGGAGGAGAGUGACGGUGGGAGGGGCAGGGGCCAGAUGAAUAGGAAUGGGGUGGCUUCGGUGGAGGUCGAGAAGGGGAUAUCGGACCAGAGAAAGCGUUCCAUGGCGUUGAACAGUGAGGGCCUCGAGGGUUUGGUUCCGAGGGCAAAACUGCUUCUAACUAUUGGUGGCACAUUCUUUUUGGGCUUUUGGCCUCUGAUUUCGAUUACUGUUGCAUUUUUUGCAGCACUUUACUUUUACUUUGGGCCAAGUUUUGUGCAUGAUGCCAGUAAGAUGCCAGUAUCGCCACCGCCGUAUGUAGAUCCAUACACACUUCUGGAAGAUGAAAGGCUAUCUCAAGUGGUUCCGCGUGUGAACUGAAAGUGCGUGUAUAUUCCAAAUGAAAUUCCAAAAUGUUAAAAAAAAUUCUCUAUUAUGCUUGUAAUAUUCUUCCACUCCUUAUCAAUCUGAAUUUGAGCUGUAGACUGAUUAUUUGGAACUUCUCAAUAUCAUUGUUCGUAAUGUUUCUCACAAGUA